Serendipita indica DSM 11827 is the source of this 1542-nucleotide messenger RNA. NCBI's taxonomy places the organism in Eukaryota, Fungi, Basidiomycota, Agaricomycetes, Sebacinales, Serendipitaceae. The record is from the annotation of a GenBank genome assembly.
AUGGCAACAGAAGUCGCAGCACCUGUAGCAUUUCCAAUGACUUCUCCUCGUCGACUUCAACGUGGCUCACGAUAUUCAGCCCAUCCUCAACCUGGGCCUCCACCGUCUCUCUCGAGUCUGGAAUCAGCAUUCCAGCUCCAAGAGUACAUUUCUCAGCUUAUAAAGCGUGAUCCAGAGGACAUUGAGGCGAUUGUAAAGCUACCGGCCUCGACAACGACAGCGUCUGACCAAUCGAAUGAGUCUGCGACGUCUUCUCAGGACGCCCCAGACGUAGAUCAAAGCUGCUGGGUCUAUGAGCAUCUCCGACGACUUGCUCAGGACCUGACUUAUCCGCUGAUCACCUUGUUGCAAGCGGAAUGCACUCGUCAGACUUGUCCCGAGAUGAAGGCUGGCGAAUGGUUAUACUUGUGUGUAGCUCAUGGUAAUGGGGGAAACAUGGAGCAAUGUUGUGCCAUCGACUACAUUCUUCAUACACUAGACUCUGCAACUGCGCUUCUGAACUCGUCUCGCAACUUUCCAUCACGCAUUGCUAUCCCAAUUAAUUCCACACGACAUUUCUCGUCACUUGCUCGUCGACUCUCUCGUGUCUUUGCUCAUGCGUACUUUCACCAUCGCGAGCUCUUCGAACAGGCAGAAAGUGAAAAUGCGCUCUAUGAACGCUUCCUCGGCCUUGUCAACGAGUUUCAACUUGUCCCGGCUGAGUUCCUUGUCAUCAAUUGGGAAGGAAGGCCUGCUCGCAAGCCAAAGAACACCUACGCGCAAGGCGGCUCAGAAGCGCAAUAUAUAGAGGAACGGAAUCCCUCUGAAGCAGCUCCAACCAUUCUGAGACGAGAGGCGUCUGGAUCUGAAUCGCUGUCCGCCAACGUUGGAGAAGACGCAAAUCUCAUGGCAUCACCAUCGGGAGGCAGCCUUAGCAGACGUCGCACGGACACUAUGUAUAUGACUGGUGAUGUGCUUGCCGCCCUUGACCCAGUUCUCAGUGGGGAAGCCUUUGCAAAUGGUGCCGAGCCCACGCUUGAGGACCUUCAGGCAUCUAGUGCCGCAGCACACGAGGCAGAAGACAAUCAGGAGGAAAUGGUCGAGUCUGUUGAUCCGUUCACAGACUCAAACGAGGUGGAGCCGAGCCCGAGCGAGGAAAAGGUUGGGGAGGACGUCGCAGUCCUUGGAGACGACGAAAAUGUUCCAGACGUUGAGGAUGCUGUCGUUCCAAUCAAGGAAGAGGAUGAUUGGCCGGACGUCGAGGUCUUGGAGGAAGAAGCUGCAGAGGCGAGCGCCGAGGGCCAGAAGACAGAGGAGAUCGUUGCGGAGCCGCUUCCUACCCCAGUGGAUGAGAAUACUCCUGAAGUGGUGGAUACUCCCGCUGAGGAUGCAAAGACCGAGGAAACAGCCACCGCAGAGACAGAAGCAGGGGCGGAAUCAGAGGCGGGAGCAACAAGACCAGAGGACAAGGAAGCUGUUGAGAAGAUGCUCAUGGAUCUCGAAGAGGAACGAAAGGAAAAAUUAGGUGUUGUCGCCGCUGAAGAUGCUGCUGCUGCUGAAUAG